This is a messenger RNA of Stegostoma tigrinum, 5992 nucleotides long. RefSeq names its product flotillin-2. Gene Ontology annotation, biological process: protein localization to plasma membrane; regulation of myoblast differentiation. The record is from RefSeq and is a predicted model, not a curated record. The coding region runs from base 97 to 1449 and encodes 450 amino acids. Lineage: Eukaryota; Metazoa; Chordata; Chondrichthyes; Orectolobiformes; Stegostomatidae. Gene Ontology annotation, cellular component: plasma membrane. The transcript is spliced from 12 exons.
UGUCAGCAUUGCCCGGGAGCGCGCUGCCUCUCCGUGGUCGUCGCUGGUGUUGUUGUUGUGAAGAGGAGGCGAAGGGGAAAGCAGCGGGCGCCGAAAAUGGGCAACUGUCACACGGUGGGACCUAAUGAGGCUCUGGUGGUGUCAGGUGGCUGCUGUGGAUCAGAUCAGAAGCAGUAUGUCAUUGGAGGAUGGGCCUGGGCUUGGUGGUGCGUCUCUCAGACACAGAGACAUGCUGCAUCUGUGCAGCUCACUUUGCUAAUUAUCACAACUAAAAUUGGGAAGAGGAAGAAAAGACUACCUCUGGAGAUCAUGACCGUCGUCUGUCAGUGUGAGGAUAUAGAAACCAUUGAGGGGGUCCCUGUAUAUGUUACAGGGGUCGCACAGGUGAAGGUAAUGACUGAUAUGGAUCUGUUAGCUGUGGCAUGUGAGCAGUUCCUGGGGAAGAGUGUACAGGAGACCAAAAGUGUGGUGUUACAAACCCUCGAAGGACACCUUCGAGCUAUCCUGGGGACUCUGACUGUUGAAGCCAUUUAUCAGGACCGAGACCAGUUUGCCCAGCUAGUGCGUGAAGUGGCUGCUCCUGAUGUCGGCCGCAUGGGAAUCGAGAUCCUCAGCUUCACAAUCAAGGAUGUUUAUGACAAAGUGGAAUAUCUGAGCUCACUGGGGAAGUCGCAGACAGCGAUUGUGCAGCGAGACGCAGAGAUAGGAGUGGCAGAAGCUGAGAGAGAUGCUGGAAUACGGGAAGCUGAAUGCAAGAAGGAAGCAAUGGAUGUUAAAUACAGUGCCGACACCAUGAUGGCUGACUCCAAGCGAGCGUUCGAAAUGCAGAAGGCAGCCUUUAAUCAGGAAAUAAAUAUAAAAAAAGCUGAGGCCCAACUGGCUUAUGAGCUGCAGGGAGCCAAGGAGCAGCAAAAGAUUCGACAAGAGGAAAUAGAGAUUGAGGUGGUGCAGCGCAAAAAACAGAUUGACAUCGAGGAGAAAGAAAUCACCCGUAUGGACAAGGAGCUGAUUGGGACGGUGAAGAGACCGGCAGAGGCGGAAGCCUUCAGAAUGCAACAGGUCGCAGAAGGCCACAAAGUGAAACAAGUGCUGAUCGCUCAGGCUCAAGCUGAGAAAAUCCGCAAGAUUGGAGAGGCAGAAGCUUCAUCCAUUUCAGCUAUUGGCAAAGCUGAUGCAGAGAGAAUGAGACUGAAAGCAGCAGCUUACCAGCAGUAUGGAAAUGCAGCCAAGAUGGCCCUGGUGUUGGAUGCUCUUCCAAAGAUCGCUGCCGAGGUCACUGCUCCUCUUGCGAAGACAGAUGAAAUUGUGAUUCUCGGAGGAGACAAUAACCGUGUUACCUCAGAGGUCACACGUUUAUUGGCAGAGGUCCCUGCGUCUGUCCAUGCUCUUACGGGAGUCGACCUAACAAAGGUACCUUUAAUCCAAAAAUUAACCAACGCCCAGGCCUGAUCAUGAAAAAAGCCACAACAAAUUCAGGAUAUUUCUCCAUAGAAAAUACUAUUCCACAGACCUCCACCUCAGAACACUUGUAUAAGGAACUCCUUUUGUACUGAAAACUUGUGUGAUUUUUCUCUUUUAAUUUUUUUUGUUUUGGUUUCUCUUUAGAACCUCUGGUGCCUUAAUUUAUUCCAGGUCAGAAUUCAGUGCAUAAAUAGCAUUUUUCUUUCUCCCUUUACAGUCUACUCUUUCAGUAAUUGUUUUCCAUUUUGUUGCUGAUCAUUUACAGACAAAACUAAUUCUGAUGUCCAUCUUGCAGGUUGUCUGGAGGGGCUUGCUCAGCAAUGGGGAAAAGUUAGCAUUUUAAAAGUUUCCUUCCUCUCCACAUUCCUGUGUCUUGUCCCCUAGCUGUCAUCAGUGACAUUACCAAUUUCAGUCCAACAUACAGCUAGUGUUGGGAUGUUUUAAGGUCGUAAAGAAGUCAGCAAUGUUGUUGGUGAGGGAUAUGAUUUUACAGAAUCUUGGAAUGCAGAAGGAAACCAUUUGUCCCAUUGGGCCUCAACCAGGCCUUUUAAAAGAUUCUGGACCAGAACAAGUUGAACUGUCUGUGUCUCACUUUGUCCCCAAACACUUACAUUUCGAGUAAAACCCAAAUGUUAAUCCCUUUCAGGCUGUGAACUUGCUUUUGUUUUCGUAUUUAAAUAUUAGUGAGUGUCCUGGACAUUACUAGACCUCAGUGUGAACCUGCAACCUGGACAUAGACAGCAGAGAAUGACAAAUUCUAAAGCCAUAAGUAAAACCAGCAGGAAGCCUUGUAUCUGCUGAACGGAUCUUGCUGGUUUGACACAAUUAUGUAACAAUAAUGCCAUUGGGGUGUUCCUAAUAUGAUUCUGUUUUUCUUAAACAAUUCUAUUGUGCCCAAAGAACAUCGAGAAUUGAUUAGUGGUGAUUGCCAUGGGUUGGUGGAGUGUAGAGGAGGAUACUUGUGCAUGUUUUCCUAGAGUUUAUUGAGGUAUGAUCCUCAUUUGCUGAGCUGUAUGAAGUUGUAGAUCAAAAUCUCACUUAAAACUGAAAUUCGCAAUGGACUCUGUGUACCUCCAUACCAACGUACAAAAAUAGUGUUUGUGGGGAUGAUUACAAUCUUGUCUUGUGUGUUGUACAUGUGACUACAUCUCACAAGUGUACGACAAUGUAAUCUCCAGUUGGUUUUAACAUCAAUUUAAAAAUUGUCCUCUACACACCAGCAAUCAAAAUAUUCCUUUAACUUUCUCCCCUACUGGGGAAGACUAGUGAGCACAAGUGAAAGUGAUCAUUUUCUGACUUGAAGUGGAACUACAACUGAAAUGUACCUUUUAUUGGAGGUUGGAGAGCACAUUCGCCAGUGAGUGUGAUGGUCCCAAACUUUGAUCAAUGUUACAUCAUAGCUAAUUGUCCAUUUUGGUGCCAUGAUGUCUCUGACGUCCCUGUUUGUGUUGUUGGUUAGCAUUACUGAACCUCAUCAGAUUGAAGUUCUUUAUGAAGAAUUGAGCUUUGUAUUCUGUACUGCUUAUCAAUCAAGAGUGCCACUGAAACCACAGAACAGUGUACAGACUCCAAACAGCUCAGUACUAGCUGCUCAAUCUAUGAAAAGUCUAAAGUUCAACUGAAAAAGGUGGAAGUCAUACAAUGUUAUCAAUGAGUUUAUAUGAGAUUCAUUUGUAACUGCCGCAACUUAAUUAGUGCAUUUAUCUUAAAUUAAUCAGUGACUUGUUGAAAAAGCAGAACAUCAUACGAGAGCGUUGCUUUUUUGUUACUGUAUGCAGCACAGUGUGGUUACAUCCACAAAAUAUUUAUCUUCCUUUCGAAUUAUGGUACAUGUAGUUGUGUAGCGGGAUCAGUUGCAACCUGUACUGUCUAGUUACUGACGAAAAAUUACUGCAGAUGCUGGAAUCCAAGAUAGACAACUAAAAGGCUGGAAGAACACAGCAGGCCAGGCAGCAUCUGGAGGAAAGGAGGAGUGAACAGUCCUGAAGAAGGGUAGUACUCAAAACGGUGACUGCUCCCUACUCCAGAUGCUGCCUGGUGUGCUGUGUUCUUCCAGCUUCCUGUUUGUCUACCCUGUCUAGUUACUGACUGACUGUGUGUCAUGAUAUGCAAAAUCUAUGAUGCAGGCUGCAAAGCCUUUUUAAGCCCAAGUCAUUCAACCCACACUCCUGUGGCACAAGUCGCAUGCUCGACAAACAAGAUGGGUGCUCUUGGCUAUCCCAAUUUUACAAAAUGUGGUCUGGAAACAGAGGCCUUAAUUCACAUCAUAUUCAAAAGUGGGGAGGAGAAAAAGCAAUUUUAGCCAAAUUGAAUUGAAGUAUGCAGUUUUUUUCCCUGUCCAAGUACUUGAAGUUUAAGGCAGCCCCUUUAGGUAUUGUUAGCUUCCCUCAUUCAGAGGGCUGCUCAUUGCAUUUCAUUGUCUCACUUUCCCGUUGUACAGUAAUCUUUAACGUGGCUUUCUUGUCUUCAUCAAUUAGAUCUAAAACUGAGUUUAAUUCUAGGUAGGAUGGAAUUUUCUUUAACAGUCAGCACAGAUGUGUACCUUUUGUGGGGCGAUACAUCUGCUACACUGUUUGAAAUUCAUGUGGAAAGGUUCAGAGAUGUGAGGUUCCAUUUCUGUUCAGGUUUUUAAAAGAAAAGCUCCCUGUAAGUGAGGAAAUUGGAGACUAACGCUGAGCCAAUGGGAGACUGUUAACUGGACAGUGGCCACUGCCUUGAACAGGCCCAAUGUAUUGGUCGCGCUUACUUUUUAUUGUGUAAACAGCUGGAAGGAUGUUUUUUUUUAAAUCAAUAUUUUUAAAUUUUAUCUCAUUUCUUUACCUGCCAGAAAUGAUUUUGCUUCAGUACGUUGGCUGCAGCUGUUUGAGUAAAUCCAAAUGUGUGGGUUAUAAACAAACCUUAAAAGUUGGAAAAGAUGUAAAUCUAGUCAAUUUAAUAUGUACUCUUAUCAGUUCUAUAGAACUAGUGCUAAUAUUGUGUAUUCACUACCGGUGAUUGUCCAUGUAAUCAUAUUUUAAGGUGGAUUUGUAUCCAUCCUAAUUACCACGCAGUGAAUAUUAUAAGUGCUGCCAUAUUCCCUUUUGCCCUAUUUGCUUGUCUUUGUCAGUUCUCGAGUGCAACUUAACACAAAUACCAUAUCAGUUCGCCUCAGCUGGCAGUGUACACGCCUCCAAGUUCAAAGUUUGGUAGCUCAAGCCGCACAACAUUUGAGCCAGUAGUUUGCAGGAGUGUAGUACUGAAGGAAUGCAGCACUGCCUGGGAUGCUGUCCUUUCGGUGAACUGUUAAAACAAUACCCUGUGGUGAUCGGUGCUUGAAGCAAUGAGGUGCCAUAUAAAUGUGAGUAGCUACUUUUAGAUUGUGUUUAUUUACAAGGCACCAGAGAUUCCAGGCUGUCUGAUUGUGUGCAAGCUUUCUGUUUUUCUUUCUGGCCUUGGAUGAGUGGAUGUUGGAGGAAUGCAAAGCUGAGGGACUUCCGGGGUUGGGUUGGGGGGUGCUGGGGUCCAGUUUCAGCCCUCAGGCCAUCCUGAAAUCUACAGUGAUGUAGGGCUCCCAUUGGUGAAGUCAGCAUGCUCACCCUAAAAUCCUGCUGUCGAGAGAACACUGCUGAUUGCACAGUGCUCCUGGAGUGUGUUUGUGUUUUGGAAUCUCAUGAGCACUGAAGCACAACAUGACCUAGUCCACCUCUAUCCCCAUGCCCCACCAUUCUUAGGCCAGAAUCAGGAUCAUUUGUAUUUGAUUGUUGCAGUAGCACUGAGCCUGUUAUGUAAAUAUCACAAAAUCCAAACCUGAAACCUAAACCUGAGCUCAGGUUCAAAAAGAAUUGAACAGACUGCUUGCUUUAAGCUGCAUUUCUCAGAUGCUAUAUUCAAGUGAAUAGAAUUCUGUAAAACUAAGGCUGUGAUCCUUCUUUCUUUCUUCUUUAAAUGGUUGCUCUAGAACUUUAAUCUGUGUCCUGUUUUGAAGCAAAUUAUUUUUAUUCGAGCUAUUUGCUCUAGCACUGUACUCCCAAACCAGCAAAAUCCUCUUUCCUGUCACUUUCUAGUUAAUUUCUGUACGUUGCUACAGUGCUAAAUUCAAUAUUGACACGCUUUUGAGGCGUGGAGGGACUGUACAAAGUGGAGGAAUUAGACCACAGCAGGCUUCAAUGCGUACAACUUGUUCACAUUGAAAGUCCCUGUUGAAUUUGUAUAGGAACACAAGUACAGAAAGAAAUGAGUGGGUGUUUGUUGCUAUCAGGUAAGAUUGUGGUAGGAUGCAUUUAACUGUUGGUUGGAAAACAUUAUUUCAGCACUAGUGAGGUCACUGUUCAAAAGCUGGGUGUGGAAUUUUAAAACCCAAACUUUGAAGUAUAGGACAUAACUAACACUGAUAAGACUUGAGCCCAGCACCUAGGGGCCUGUAAGUUAGGAACUAAUGUAUAUUUUUAUUUUGUAUGUAACAUUGUUUGGACUCUGCAUGAAUGAGUAAUAAAAGUUUGGGUGAUUCUAAUUGUAUGGAUAAUAUAAAUAAAGUGUCUAAAAACCUGACCAA